Homarus americanus (American lobster) is the source of this 3534-nucleotide messenger RNA. RefSeq lists its product as uncharacterized. The transcript has 6 exons. NCBI's taxonomy places the organism in Eukaryota, Metazoa, Arthropoda, Malacostraca, Decapoda, Nephropidae. Gene Ontology annotation, biological process: protein peptidyl-prolyl isomerization. Gene Ontology annotation, molecular function: peptidyl-prolyl cis-trans isomerase activity; zinc ion binding. Bases 54 to 2306 code for a protein of 750 amino acids. The record is from RefSeq and is a predicted model, not a curated record.
GGCUGAGAAGGGGCGGCCAGCAGUGUGGUUAAAGGCAGCAGACGGACAGGGAGAUGCGGAAGGGUGGAGGGACAGCGAUGUUCGGUCCCCGUAUAGACAGACCGUCACCACCACAUCAACAACAACACGACACCAUCCAGACCAAAGGACCAAUAUGGCGACGACGAGUAGCAAAGAUCGAGCCUCCAGCACCCCAACCGAGUCCGGAACUCAAACUGAUAUUGAGACCGAAACCCGAAGUGAACCCUGUCCUCAAGCUGAAACCGAAAUCGGAACCGGAACCUGAACUAAAGCUGAAAUUGAACCCUGUACUGAAGUUUAACCCUGUACCGAAGCUUAAAACGAAUCUGGAACCGAAGCCGGAACUAAACUCUGAACUCAAGCUGAAACUGAACCCUGUACCGAAGUGGAAACCGAAUCCGGAGCCGAAGUUUAAACUGAAUCUGGAACCGAAAAUAAAACCGAAUCCGGACCCGAAGUGGAAACCGAAUCCAGACCCGAAGAUAAAACCGAAUCCGGAACCGAAGUGGAAACCGAAACCGGAACCGAAACCGGAACCGAAACCGAACCCGGAGGAAGAACAGGCUAAAGAAGAAGAGGAAGAUGCAGGCCCUCACAGUGACCUGCUUUGUCCCCUGUGUAAUGACCUGUACGACGAAGAUAAGAGAGAACCUGUACUACUUCCUCGUUGUGGUCACACCUUCUGCAGGCCCUGCCUCUCAAAGGACUCCAAGAAGGGUCACUUCCCUUGCCCGACCUGCCGCAAGAGGCAUAUUAAGCCUGUAGUGUCUGACCUACCCGUACAGGCUGACCUUCUGGCUAGGGUCGAGGCUUAUAGGGACUCCAAGCUAGGACAGUGUCAGAUCCACAACCUGGCACUGUCAUACUGGUGCCGGCAGUGCCAGUCCUCCCUGUGUGGCAACUGCUCCGUCAAGAAAGGUCAUGAUGUAAUACGAAUGAAGGAAUUACUUGACGAGAAGAAGGAGGAACUAAGGGUUCAAGGAGACGCCAUCUUGAGUAAUGUUGUGGAGGAGAAGCAGAAAAUUAUGAUCAAGGUAAAGGAAUGCUCACUUCAGCUACUACGAACGUGUGAAUCAAGUUACCUGCCGGACGACUCAGCCCAAGACGUUAAAGAAAUGUUGUCUGACACCAAAUCCAGCGCUGACUUCCACUUCCUGACGGGGAGCUUAAAGCGUAUGAAGAGCAUCCUCGGAAGCUUGAGUAGAAGCCCCAGUGACAGUGAAAUCUCCUCCUCUUCUUCCUCUCAGGGCUCCAAGACUCCCAGACUGAGGAGAAAGAGAGAGAGAAAAGAGAAUCAACACAAAGACCAGAACACAGAUCUUACACACGAGACCAAAUCAACACAUCGCUACUCUUCUCCACCACAACCUAACUACGUCACCAAUAACCCCACCAAUCACAGACUACAGGGAACGACGUCACCGAAUAACAAUAACAAUCUCCUGAGCCGAACCUCACAACCAUACGGCAGCUUAAAGAAGAAAUCCACCACGACAGAACCCGCCAAAGAUGUCAAAUACGCCCACUAUUCUCAGAUGUACGGAAGCCAAGGUACUUCAGGCAGCAGUAAGGCGGUGGUAGCGAGUCAUGGGCCUCUCCUGGGCUUGUUGGAUCAGUCGCUGUGGCCGCUCAGGUGUUGUGUAUAUGAUGAUGAUGGCCGGAGAGCUCGGCUAUCGUGGGAGGAAGGUCGGCUACACAUGUUUGCCCUCGGGGAAGAUAUUGACGAUGCUCACUUUAUGAUAAAGCUGGCGGUGGUACAGAGCAUCAUCCCACAAGACAGCCCUGAGGUGUUCCUGGACCUGACAGCUAAGGGGCGUCCAUUAGGGCGUGUGUACAUCAAGCUCUGGGGUCAGCUACGGAGGGCCCAACACUACCUGGCACUCUGUAUGGGCACUCAUGGCCCUUCCUACCGGGGUGCCAAGUUCGAGGAGGUGUACUCUAGAGGGCUGAAGGGUGAGUGCCUUCAUGGAGGGCCAUAUUUGACCCCUAGAGGUGACCUAAGUGCCCAAGGGGUCAUGGAUAACCUAGAGUGGGACGGGAAGUUCAAGGGCCCGCAGCAGAAGGGCCUGUUGGUGGGGGCGGGGAGUGGACGACCAGACCGUGACUCAUGCUUCGAUAUUUGUACCAUAGAGAACACCUUCAGGAGCUUCGCCUGCCCCUUCGGUGAGGUCACAGGUGGCUGGGAUACCGUCCUGGCCGCCGUCGCUCACAGACCCGUCAGGGAGGUCACUAUGUAUGAUGUAGGCGUGGUUAUGCCUGACCUAGCGCCUCCCACCACCCAGUGAAGACACGCCCCCUUACAAUAGCAAACCUGUAUUAUACUUGUGUGUUUUCUUCUGCGAUUUAUCAAAGUUCAGAUCGUGGUCUCAAGAGGUCAAGUCAGGUCAGGUUAAGUCGGGUUGUUUUUGGCCAACUAACUAACUGGUGUUAAGUGAAUGUAUCGAGUUAAGGUAGUCUCUCAGUGUGAUUUCAAUCCCGUCGUUCCCUUAACUUCGCCCAAGGAGUUAAAACACUCUCUUGAAUCACUAGUUAAGGAGAAAAAUUAAUAACAAAUCAUCUAAACCAGGUAGUUAUGGGAGACAACUUUAACUUACGAACAACUGAGAACCUAACCUGCUUACCUCGCUGCCAGGAGUCAAAUGAGUGUCUUAAUUAACCCUAAGACUUUAAUCAUUGUUAAGGGUAUUAUUCUGCUCCAAGUUAAUGUAUUAAGUUAAUUGAUUUAUAAGUUAGUUCAUUAAGUUCAUUAACCUAAGGGUGUUGAAUUUCCACAUUGUGUUUGUCUUUUAAAGCUUCUGACCAAACGUGAUAGAUAAAGCUUUUAUUUAUGGGAGUUAACAUAAUUUAACCUAACCUAACCUAACCUACGCUAACCUAACCUAUUCCUUACCAAAUCUACCUUAACCAAACCUAGCCCAGUCUAAUUUAACUUAACCUAAUCCAACUUAACUUACCCAAACCUAAUCAAUCCGACCUAAGCUAAUUUAACCUAAGCUGACUUAACCUGACCUAAGUUAACUUAAUCGUAUCGAAGCUUAAUUUCUUUAACCUAACCUAACCAAAAAUAAAUUGGGUUAAAUUAUGUUAAGUGUUAAAAUUAAUGUCAUCAACAAACAAACAUUGACAACUUCUUGUGUAUAAAAAGAUUAUCUAAUCUUAACUACUGUGAAACCUCCAUUUAACGGACUGUACAACAAAGGAGUCCGUUAAAUGGAGAGUCCGUUAAAUAUGAAACCAAUUAACGGACUAUUAUGACCUUUAAAAUAAUAAUACGGGCCUUUAAAACACCAUACGGUCUUUUUAAAACAUCAUACGGGCAUUUCAAAACAUUAUACGGCCUUUUAAAACACCAUACGGGCCUUUUAAAACACCAUACGGACCUUUUAAAACACCAUACGGACCUCUUAAAACACCAUACGGGCCUUUUAAAACAUCAUACGGGUCUUUAAAACAUCACGUGAGCCUUUAAAAUAAUCAUACGGGCCUUUAAAACACCAUACGGACCUUUUAAAA